AUGCAGCCAUCUAUACGUCUUCGUUCCCUCUGGAUACGCACUCGACAGAGAAUCAUACGGUCUGGAAACUCUGCAUGGCUGUUCAAAAAGACAGUUAUUCGUUGCGCCGGCGCCGUUCUCGCUCUCAUAUCACUUGCCUGCUUCGCAGCAGCUAUCGAGCCGUGGAAUCGGACGUUUGAGCACACGUCUGGCCCUGUUAGAGGGGACUGGCAGGAUGGGAUUUCCAUUGCACCGCUGGCUUUGGCAAUUCUCCACAACAGCUACACGGCAGUUUACACAGCUUACACAGCACGGAAGAUCCCUUGUUCUGUUGAAUUGGUAAUGGACUUUUUGAUCUGGGCGGCUCUCCUUCCAGGUCUGAUAUUCUCAAUCUGGGGAGGCACAUUCAACGUAUGGCGUGGCGAACAGGGUCAACUGGCAAUGACCCUCUGCGAAUCUGGCAUGAAUGCUGAGACUUGGAGUCGAGAGUGCUUUAUGGAGCUGUACCAUAUCGGUUCAUUGGAGUUGGCAGGCAUCGUCUUUGCUAUUCCGCUAUGGGCCAUGCAUGUCUUUUUGUUCGCGCACAGAAUCACUGAGGCACGUUCUCAACGGCGACAUCGCAGACAGCGUCCUUGGGCGAGCAUCAAGGAGAUAGAGCAAGGCGACACAGAGGCGUAUCCUCGAAUGCCUCGUCGGCCUCCACAAUCAUAUGCCUCGCCAGAGAGACUAGCGUCGUCCAAUCCCACAUAUUACCAGUAUAGAUCUGCUUUCAACUGA
Talaromyces rugulosus is the source of this 756-nucleotide messenger RNA. RefSeq lists its product as uncharacterized. Lineage: Eukaryota; Fungi; Ascomycota; Eurotiomycetes; Eurotiales; Trichocomaceae. The coding region runs from base 1 to 756 and encodes 251 amino acids. The record is from RefSeq and is a predicted model, not a curated record. The transcript is spliced from 3 exons.